UCAUUGUCAUUAAUGACAGAAGUUUUCUGUUGCAGCGAGAACGUAUUAUUUAUCUUCCGGACUUGUACAACAAAAUUCCCGAAAGUUAUAGAAUUGUUUAUCUCAUUCUUUUAAAUUCAAAUAAAGUGCUAACAAUGGAAGUUGAUUUGUACUCUACGGACUGGACACAUUCGGCGGAGAGUUCCUGUUUACCCCUCAUUGACGAAACCUCGGCAUUAGGAACACAGGCACCGAAAGACAGGCUGAUAGCUGUACUAGACCAAGUAGAGCUGAGAGUGGAAAGGCUCCGGAGAGACACAGUGAGGAUUGAAGAGGAAAAGGACUCCCUUCUGUCUACGCUUGAUAGCAUCAAGCACUCUGAACUUCUUACUGAUAUCUCUGAAUGCGACAAAGACGACAUAACUCGAUACGCAGACCGUAUAUUGGCGCGCGCUCUCACCGUCGAGGUGGCCGUUCGAACUGACCGCGAUCAGCAGCAGGAGGAAGCUCUGCAUCAGGUGAACAUGUACAUCGACCAGCUGGUAAUGUCGGUACACGAGGACGCGGUGGUUGCGCACGCGCGCUGCCAAACGUACAUGAACGCGUGCACGUCCCAGCCCGACCCCGGCAGUGGGACCGACAAGAACUUCGAGAGCGCGAUACUGGGCUGCACCCUCGACGACCAGAAGCGGGUGAAGAAACGCCUCCAGGGGCUGCUGGAGUACUUCGCGAAACUAAACGUCACCACGUACUCGUGAGCUCUGCGCGGCCUGCGGAUUGACUGAGCGCUCUGCCGUCUUGGUGGAUGUGUCUAUUACUACUAAUAUAUAUCUAGGAAUAUUUUCAUGUAAGUGGAUUUUUUCCGAACCCAAAGACCUUUUUUUUUUCAUAAAAAUUCUUUGUUGUACACAAAAGCGAUAUUGACAAAUAAUAUGUAAUACAGCACAAGAGGUUUAGGCACAGAAGGCGGUCUUAAGUCCUUUCGUUUCUUUUGUCUUUUCUUAAAGGGAAAGUUUGCUUUUCGCGUUGUCUAGAUUUUUUUUUUGUAAUUUUUAAUGUCGUGGUAAAAAGGAAGAACUGGGAAUACACACGAUCGAUGUCGUGAUUGCAUGUCUGCGAUUUUGGCACGAUUGGUUAAGAUAAAAUCACUUCCUUUUUUGUUCGGAUUAGAAGAUGUCAGUUUAUAAUACUUACCCGAUCCAAUGGAAAUUUCUCGCUGUUAAAAUAUUGGAUCUUUUUGUAUUGUCUAUUAUGUUAAAAGAGAAAAAUAUAUGUUUAAGGUUAUUGUGGGAAGAAAUCCAUUUAUGAUUCUUUUUCUUAAAAUUAUAUGUAAACUUCUAUCAGUCUGCAUCAUAUAAUUGUAAUGUUAGGUAUUUAAAAAAAUUAUUCUGAUAUCGAAAUAGUAGACUUUCGUAUUAUUUUUAUUUUAAGUACAAUUAAAAUGCUUUAUAAAUGAAAAAAUUAAUGGUAGAAAAGAAAAAAAGAAAAAUGCUAAGUUUGCAAGUUCUAAUCCCGCAUUGUGAUAGAAUUUUUUCGAUUCUUUAAAUAUUUUUCUUUCCGUAUGAUUGGUUAACCACAUAAUAUUUACUGAUUAUUGAUGUAACAUCUAUUCCGUGUCAAAUUUCAUAGUUUUGUGUAUUAUGUAAAACAUAUCUCAAAUAAUGCCAAAAUAUUGGGUCAUAGCUAUCUUGUAAACAUGAUUUUAUAUGAAAUUUCCAAUGAUAACAAAUAUUUUAUCAACAAAUCAGACUACGUUAUUGUAAUGGAAUAAGUUUUAUUGAAACUACAAUUCCAAUCACAAUGUAUAGAUGAACCAAGUUGCAUUUAUUUGGUUAAAUUUAAAACUGUUAGAAUUUCAUUCAUGAGCAUAUUUUCUCAGUAUCUCAUUGCGUCUUCAAAUAUCCAGUGAAAUUAUAAUUUUAUGUUCAUAUAGACACAUCCACCAUCCAUUCCUUAUACAUGCGCUCCACUGAGAACGCCGAUAUUCAUAAAAGCAAAGCGGAGAAUACAUACGAAUCUUUUAUAUUAAUCAAUUUUUAACAAGCACAUACAGGACAGACAGGCGUUUUUAUCUUAUUUUCUGUCAAAAUGUUUCUCUGUAUCCUGGAAAACUCCGAGCUCAGGAUAAAUGUGGGCCAACGAGACGAGAUAAAAAAUGUAAACAAUUUAACAGUUAACAGGUAACGGCCGUGAAUUUCAAAAUUUCUCAAGUAUUUCGUAUGCAAUAUUUCUCUUGAAAGUCGUCCGUGGCUCCAUGACUUCUGUGGUUGUGUGUUCCGUGGUACACGUCCAGAAAUCAAAAAUAUUUCGCUAGUUUGUUCACAUUCUUUAUCUCAAUUAGUUGGCCUUACUAUAUAAGAUAAUUCCAGAAAUACAUAUAAUCUACGAACAUCAGGAUUAAUAUUAAAAUUAAUAUAAAAGAUUUGUAGAAUUUUCCUGUCCAAGUAACAUAAUUUUUAAUGAAUUAUAUAUAAGUACUUGAAUGUCUGAUAAAUGAAUCGUUUUAAAAUACUUCAGAAUUUUUACUGUUUCCAUAUUAUUGCUUUAUUUUUAUUUCAGUAACUCCGCUCCGCUUUUGUUGAUUGCGAAAUAGUAUACGCGAAUGUAAAGCGUAUCGCACGCACAUAAAGUACAUUAUCGUAUACAAUUUUGCGAAGAUCUCAUUGAUGUCGCUCAGCCGUGUGUCAGCAUGCUUCGGCAAUUGUGAUUUUGUGCAUAUUUAUUUAGAAAUAUAAUUAUUUUUACGUUAUGGAUACCUACGUUAUUUCGUUUUUUUAUUUUUUUUUCUACGGUUAGCAGUUUGAAAUUGUUUACGUGUAGCCAGUUUAUUUUUUUGCAGUUGAGAUUAUUAUGUCCAUUUGUCGUAUAAAUUUUUGUGUCGUUAAAGGACGUAAUUGGUUGAGUUCAAGUAUUCAGAUUGUUUUUUGUUUUUGCGUCUCGCCUUAUGUAGCCUUAUUGUAUAUUAGUCCCAUGUGAUGGGUAUAUGAAUCUUAUUGUGCUAUGUAUUUAGUUCGUUUUUGAACUAAUGAAUGAGACAUAAGAUGUAGGUUAGGAUGACUGUGACUUUGGAAGGAACAGGAAAAAUAUGUAUGGACACGACGAAUAGUAUUCCAAGUUAUUUUGGACAGUGGCAAGUGGAAAUGUGCAAAGUAAUUUUAUUAGUAAUUUGUAAAUUAUUUAGUAGCGUGGAUUUGUUCAAUGGCAACACUCUGACGGUACCAGUCUUAAUAUAACUUUACAAAUACUUUUCGCCGUGUCUUUACUGAGAGGUUAAUUGGACGUGUUGUAAUUAAGGAUUUUCUUACGAUAUAUCUAAUUUCGAGUUUUUUAAUGCUUAAUAAUAAUAUCGCCAAAUUUAUUUUUAGUUACCAUCUAAAUUAAAUUUGCUAUAGAUUUGUGGAGUGGACAUGUAAGGCAGUUACUACUAAAUUGAUCUGGUUUUGUUGGUGCACUACUGGCUGGCACUUCUGGCAAGAUGCUAAAUAAUUCACAUUUUAGCGUAUGUUUGUUAAAUUUUUACUUUGCGGAAGCCUAUAAUAAACUGUCUGAUCAUA
This is a messenger RNA of Zerene cesonia (dogface butterfly), 3533 nucleotides long. Its product is annotated as BAG family molecular chaperone regulator 2. Gene Ontology annotation, molecular function: adenyl-nucleotide exchange factor activity; protein-folding chaperone binding. The record is from RefSeq and is a predicted model, not a curated record. NCBI's taxonomy places the organism in Eukaryota, Metazoa, Arthropoda, Insecta, Lepidoptera, Pieridae. Gene Ontology annotation, biological process: protein stabilization. The coding region runs from base 135 to 737 and encodes 200 amino acids. The transcript is spliced from 4 exons.